Oncorhynchus keta (chum salmon) is the source of this 3189-nucleotide messenger RNA. Its product is annotated as opsin-5-like. Lineage: Eukaryota; Metazoa; Chordata; Actinopteri; Salmoniformes; Salmonidae. Gene Ontology annotation, biological process: G protein-coupled receptor signaling pathway; visual perception. Gene Ontology annotation, cellular component: membrane. Gene Ontology annotation, molecular function: G protein-coupled receptor activity. The record is from RefSeq and is a predicted model, not a curated record. The transcript has 6 exons. Bases 509 to 1708 code for a protein of 399 amino acids.
ACGAGAGGGAGAAAGGGGAAGUGAGAGCGAGCGAAUGAGAGUUGUUUGGAGAAGGGGGAGAAAGAGAAAGGGGUAAGGGGACGGUGGUACUUUGUUUCAUUCGUGACACUCAGAGCCUCCCAGUCAGUGUUAUUCUGAUUUCUCUCUCUCUGGUUCUCUGGUUGGAUUGGCAUCUCCCUGGGCUUUUCUUCCUGGCUACACUACGAGGACCCACUGCAUCUCCAAGGAAAUGUGUGCAGGCAGAUGCACUGUCUGUCUGUGUAUGUAUGUGUGAAUGAGUGAGUGUGUGCCUGUCUCUGUUAAUGCAUUCCUGGCUGGAUGUUUGCGUUGUGAGUGUUUAUGUGUCAGAAGACGAAGAGGCAGCAGGGCUACCAUUGGGGUUCUGCAGUGUGAGUGACCUAGCUAGGGUCCAGUGUCUCCCGUGUAGCCGGGUAGGAGCUCUGUCCUGCUCUUCUCUCCGCCUGGCCUCCAUGAGUUUAUCUGAGGACACACAUCUCCUCCCUGGAAGAUGGGAAAUGCUUCAGACACAGCCCUGUUUGUCUCCACAAUCUCAAAGGAGCUUGACUUCCUCAUGGGCACACUCUACAGCAUAUUCUGUGUUCUGUCUCUCCUGGGGAAUGGCAUCUUGAUGCUUGUUGCGUAUCGUAAGCGCUUGUCCUUGAAGCCGGCCGAGUUCUUCAUCAUUAACCUGUCCAUCAGCGACCUUGGGAUGACCCUGUCUUUAUUCCCUCUGGCCAUUCCCUCUGCAUUCGCUCACAAGUGGUUGUUUGAUGAGAUCACCUGUCAGUUAUAUGCUAUGUGUGGAGUUCUGUUUGGUCUGUGCAGCCUGACCAACCUCACAGCUCUCUCCUCCAUCUGUUGCCUCAAAGUCAGCUUCCCUAACUAUGGUAACAAGUUCUCCUCGUCCCAUGCCUGCGUCCUGGUGGUGGCUGUGUGGUGUUACGCCUCUGUGUUCGCCAUCAGUCCCCUGACACAGUGGGGACACUACGGGCCCGAGCCUUAUGGCACUGCCUGUUGCAUUGACUGGCACACGCCCAACCACCAGCUGUCAGCCCUGUCCUACAUCGUCUGCCUGUUCCUUUUCUGCUACGCUCUGCCCUGCACCAUCAUUUUCCUCUCCUACACCUACAUCCUGCUGACGGUGCGCGGCUCUCGCCGGGCCGUCCAGCAGCAUGUGUCAUCCCAAACCAAAACCACCAAUGCACACAGCCUCAUUGUCAAGUUGUCGGUAGCAGUAUGCAUCGGUUUCCUUGGUGCAUGGAGCCCUUACGCCAUAGUGGCCAUGUGGGCGGCAUUUGGUGAUGCCACCAUCGUGCCUCCUGCUGCAUUCGCCUUGGCGGCCAUCUUUGCCAAAUCGUCCACCAUCUAUAACCCUAUGGUCUACCUGCUGUGCAAACCCAACUUCCGCAGGUGUCUUUGCCGAGACACGUCCACAUUCCGCAAUAGGAUCUGCAGGGGCAGCCCCCGGCCUGAACAGAAAGACCCCUUUGGAUCCAUAUCACAACCAUCCCAGAGAAACAACAAGGAAAUGAGCAUCUCAUACGGACAGCCAGAGAGCCCCGUGGCGUGUCUGCACUGUGCUGAGGAUGGAGAUCCUUGCCAAACAGGAACCCCGUCCCAGAGGAGUGCCUGCAUACUGACCGGCUCCACCUACGGCGAGGUGACUGUCAGUCAACUCUCUGCCAAUCUGCAGGCUGAUUUCCUCUAGUAUUGCAUCAGAACUGCAUCCUAUCCUAAUCGUUCAAAAACAGGGAUGGCGAGAUUGCCAGGUGGAAAGAGAUGGCCAGGAAGGGAGAGACUGACAGUAAAAUGGCAAAAAGUAUUGGUUGAAUCAUAUGUUGCAAUCUGGCACACAAGCCAACAUGACAGUAUCUGUGUCAGUGAGAGAUGAUGGGCCCAUCUUAACUCAUCAUUAUUUUCUGACAUCUGUAUGUACCUCAGCAGCUGUUGCACUCAUUCUUACCACAGCAAACAAGAUAAUAUUGCUAGAGUCCAAUGGCUUACAAGUUGGUCAACCCAAACAACCAAUAAUAUUAAAUUGUACAAGAUGACAAAACACAAAAGUGUUAACUGAACUAUUUAAAUAUAUUUAUAAAAGACAACAUUUAUUAUUAUUAUUAAGUGCAGUGGAUUUAUCCAGGAAAAUCAUGUGGCAAGGAGACAGAACUAAUGAAAAUAGGUGCCCAAUGAUCCCACACAUCAUGCAAUGUUCACAUCUGUGUAGCGGGGGCGAUAUGAACAUAUUAAAGCUAAUCAUCAUCAACUCAUCUGGUUAUACUGUGCCGGUGAAGAGAGAGAACUUGGCUGAAUUUUUCCUGACAUAUUUCCAAUACAUUGCUGAUAGAAUUGGGCUGUAAAGUAGCCCUGGUUUCCCUUCAGACCAUUGUGUUGCUGUGCUGUAGACCUUGAUGUGUAUUUGUAAUAAGAGAGCAUAUCUAUAGUAUCAUUAUGACCUUAUUGUAACUGUGAAACAAAUGUUUGAGGAAGUUGCUGUAAUUAUCACAUUUUAUUACAAAAUGUUGAAACAACCAGUCUGGUGCUUGGUUAUAAUUGUUUGAAAUUUAACUCAUGUUUCAAAAUUGUAAAUCAAAACUGGCAUACCUUUUGUUCUAAUGGGUCAGUAGGUUCAGACACUCUGGAUGCCCUGGGUCAGGUAAAAGAACCUUGUGAUUUGCAGUAUAUCAGAAGUCUGUAAUGACAUUAGGUAACCCAUCAUCUCUGCUUUUAAGGUCAUAUUAGUCUCUGUGUCAUUCAGAACUACAAACCUGUUUCAACAACAGUGGACAAUGGACAGUUGGACGCAACAAACUGUGACUGAAUAUUUCAUUUUCAUGUUAGCAUGGUUCCAGGUUGAUGACCUUUAAGGUUGAUGACCUUUGGUGACCUUAAUUGCCUUUGGCAUUAUCUGUUGAGCAGAUCCAAAGAGCGGAACCAACAUAAUCUCUGAGUUCUUCUGUUUCAGAUAAUUCCAAUAUUAUAAAGGCAGUUGUGAUGCAACUCAAGUAAUUCUGGCACAACAUCAAGGAUAGGUGGAAAAGUAUUGCUAUGGAACCUCAAUUCACAACUUUCAAAAUAUGUUCCUUUUGAUAGAAUUUCCAACAUAUGCCUGCUAAAUGCAGAUAAUAUAUAUUUUUGGGGGGAAGGGGAAAGUCUGUGAAUCCUAAAAUUAAAUAAACAUAAAACAAAUUA